CGAAUAGUUUCACGAAGGUAGGAUUGCGGCGCGGGCAUAGCGGGGCCAUCGUAUAACCCCACAAUGGGAAGGUCGUGAGAUCCGCGUGCUCGCUCAUGGCCGGCCGCAGUCAUUUUAUGUUGGUUACAUAAGUGUGAUGUGUCCACUGUCUCGUGUGAGAUUUCUGAUGGUGUUCAAAAUGCGACGAUCUUGACACUUCGUGUAUGGAAACACCUACGAGCACUUGGGAUCUUCUCAGCCUACGGGAUUCUGUACAUCUGUUGUGCGACCAUGUCAUGCUGACAUCAGUCGUGCUGUUGGAUCCGCACCUACAGUAUCGAUUAUCCGGAGGGAACAGCGCCUAGCCUUCCCUUUGUGUUACCAGCAAAUAUCAGCUCAUCACUGAUGCCUAGACCAAGAUCUUAAGGUCUUGUUCUCAUCCAAAGCUCUUUCCACAACGCAAUCACGAUUUGGCGCAAGAAUUUAAGAUGCAGUUUUAUCAUGGGAAUUUCCUAGCUUUCGCUUUCCUGAACGCUGUCUUGGGAUACCGAGAACAUAGCCGUGGCACGAUCAGGCUGGAGCAGAAACCAAAAUCGCCUGCUGAAGGAUUCGUGAGAGAGAAUUCAAAGGCGAAAUUGAAGAAGUUCAAGUGGAAUUUCAUCCCCAUAUAUCUGGCAGUUAAUGGAGCCGACUGGCUUCAGGGCCCAUACAUUUAUCCUCUGUACAAAGAUGAGAAAAAGCUUCCGGAGGAAACGGUAGCAAAGCUAUUCAUGGCUGGCUUCUUGGCUGCAGCAAUCUCAGCAUCAUUCAUGGGAAAGCUGGCCGAUAUCUACGGUCGAAAGUUAGCCUGCUUGACAUUCUGCGUUCUGUACUCACUAUCGUGUCUCUCACUCCUGGCAGACCACAUUGCGAUACUGGUCAUUGGGAGAAUCCUUGGUGGCGCCAGCACCACUUUGAUGUACAGUGUCUUCGAAAGCUGGAUGGUCACUGAAUUCAACAAGAGAUUCCCUGACGAGGCUGGAUCUACACUACACGGCAUUUUCAGCACAAUGACAGCGCUGAAUAGUGUUGUUGCCAUCGCGGCAGGGGUGGUGGCGGAGUCUGCGACAGACUUGGUGGGAACGCAAAAGACACCGUUCAUGGUUUCAAUUGCGGUAUUGAUGUCCGCUUUUGUGGCGAUCAGUCACUUCUGGGAGGAGAACUACGGAGAGAGACGUGUAGAGCUGUCGCCGAUUCUGGACUCAGAGAAACUGACGGCUGCCAAACCUCCACGAAAACCUCUGAGUAUAUUGCUGCAAGAUAAACAAUUGCGAGCGUUAGGAGUUAUAUCUUGUUUCUUUGAAGGCUCAAUGUACAUCUUCAUCUUCUUCAAAUUUCCAGCGUUGAAACUAGCACACCAACUUUCAGGAACUCAAGGAGAACUCCCAUUCGGACUCAUCUUCGCGAUCUUGAUGUCAAGCAUGGUGCUUGGCUCUCUUGUUUACAAUCACAUCACAACACGCUACCCCCAUUUACCGCCCUCGAGGAUGCUCAUUGCCCUUCUCUUCAUAUCAAGCGCAUCAUUCUUCCUCCCAGUCGUAUGCCGAGAUGAAAGGGUUACAUUUUGGUGUUUCUGCCUGUUUGAGAUCUGCUGCGGGUUUUACUUUCCUUUGAUGGCAUAUCAGAAGGGCAAGAUGAUUGAUGAUAGUGUGAGGGCAAAUGUGUAUGGACUGAUGAGGAUACCACUUAAUGUGUUUGUGGUCCUGGUGCUGAGUACCACGAAAGAUGGAUUUCGGCAUCGGGAUUUGGUGUUCACAUCAUGCAGUGCUCUGCUUCUAUUUUCUGUAGUGGUAAAUGCGUCGCUUGUAUGAGAUCAACCUAUCUUGCCCUUAGCAUGGUAGAGAUGUCUUUUCACUGCUCUGCCCUACUAGGUCGGUCCCAGUUAGAUGUUUUUUGCAAGGAGACGUCCAUGUAGCAUACUCGCCAUGUCAGUGGGGGAGGUAAAGGCGACAUGCCACUCCCCAACUUUGGAUUUCACCAAGUUAGCAACCCUCUCUAAACCGCCAGGUCAGCAAUAGCUUCAUUCGAGGUAUUUGUUAAACUUAGAGAAUGAUCGCCAAUGGCCUUUGAGAAGGACAAGAUCGGAAUUCUACCGAGUUUCUGUGCGGCAGUUGGUAAUCAUUACCUGCAGAAAGCUAUAUGAUUAUAUUGUGAUACUUUCAAUACAGUCCAAACUACAUAACAGACGACAAUCUGAUCUAUUUUCGAGUA
Messenger RNA from Cadophora gregata, 2229 nucleotides. RefSeq lists its product as uncharacterized. Lineage: Eukaryota; Fungi; Ascomycota; Leotiomycetes; Helotiales; Ploettnerulaceae. Gene Ontology annotation, molecular function: molybdate ion transmembrane transporter activity. Gene Ontology annotation, cellular component: membrane. The transcript is spliced from 7 exons. The record is from RefSeq and is a predicted model, not a curated record. Gene Ontology annotation, biological process: molybdate ion transport. Bases 468 to 1829 code for a protein of 453 amino acids.